AAAAUGAAUGCUGCAAGAAAUUUUAUUGCCAAUAAAGGUUUUAAUUCUGUGUUGGCCUCUCUUUAUCAACGACAAGCUUCUUUGCUUUGCACAUUUACACAACAAUGGACAGAAGCAGAAUAUGACAAAAGGGCGGAAGAAACUCUAAUGGCUCUUACAGAGUUUUUGGAUGAACUUCCUGAGCGGUUAAAUACUGAUAAGGCUUAUGAUAUUUCGUAUUCUAUGGGCGUUCUUACAGCACAUAUAAGCCCAGAUAUAGGGACAUAUGUAAUUAAUAAACAAUCGCCAAAUAAACAAAUUUGGCUUUCUUCUCCAAUUUCUGGGCCUAAAAGAUAUGAUUUAAGCGAUUCAUAUCGUUGGGUAUAUAAACAUGAUGGGGUUAGUUUACACGAAUUACUUGAAAAAGAAUUUAGAGAAAUUUAUAAAACAGAUCAGAUUAUGCUUGGAGAUUUGUCUUAA
Messenger RNA from Meloidogyne enterolobii, 459 nucleotides. The record is from the annotation of a GenBank genome assembly. Lineage: Eukaryota; Metazoa; Nematoda; Chromadorea; Rhabditida; Meloidogynidae.